AUGACUCCUAUGACUGUUGAUGCUGUACGAAGUCCUUCCGGCUGUGGUAACAAAGUUAUGUCGAUUGUUAAGAACUACGCUGGAGUAAUUAAAAACAAUUCUGAGAUAGUCAAUGCCAGAGAUUUUUUUUGGGACAGUAGAGUUGAUGAACAAAACCUGGACUUCGGGAUUGCUAUGCAGGGCCAACAUGCUGAAGAAGUCGCAAAUAAAAAUGUUAACCUCACUGCAAGGAAACUUAAUUUUGAGGAAAAAACUUCUGAAAAAUCUGAUGAUGGAAAUCCGCAGUCACUGUGUUCACUUUUUGGUGAUAACUCUGUUGCAGGCCUAAGUUAUAUUUACUCUCAAGAGCCAGGUGAACAGUUGCAAGCAGAUGCACUGAAUACUAUUGAUAAUUUCCUGUUCAUCAAUGAUGUGGGACUCUCUCAGGAACCCAAUGAUGGCAAAAGUGUUGAAGUGAGGACAUCUCCAGUUUCCAGUGCAGCAGGGGCUCAUAACCUAUUGAAAAUGAGUGGCCCUCGAAGCCCGGUUGGAAAAAGUGGAAUCUUUGACUGGGUUGACAGUCUUGAAGAUGAGGGUGGCGGUGAUUUCUUUAGGAAGAGAAAGGACCUUUUCUUUGGAAGUAGUGAGCAUUUGAAGAACUCGAAUACCCAAUUCUUGAAGAAAUCAAGAUUAGCCCGAGGUGCAUUUGAUAAGUUAGGGGACAUUGAAGGUAGGUUCCCUAAUGCUGAUUCUAAGAGGAUGCGACUAACCUUUUCAGAGCCUAGACCGAAGCAAGAUAUCUUCAUUACUUACAACUCACUGGAUUCUCCAGUGAAAACGUCAAGGGCCCUAUUGGCGCAGAUUGCUGGGAAGUUGAAGACAGAAUCACCUACAAUGAACCAAUCAAAUGAAAGAUGUGCCGAAAGAAGGGAGGAAAAUACCUAUGAUAUUGGACCAGAUACCCAAGUUGCAGCUGAAGCCAUGGAAGCUCUUGUUUUGGGGCAUUUUUCUGAACAUGUAGACAGAGCAGGUAAUGCUGCAGAUCCUGUGAUGUCUCCGGUUUAUACCCCUGUCAAAAAGAGAAGGACCUCUUCUAAUCUAGGGGGAAGUGUAAGGAGAUCGAUGAGAAUAAAGAUGUUGCACGCAGAUGCAAACUCUCAUGGGAACAGUUCAAAGGAAAAUGAAUCCUUGAAGAGAGGUCUCAGAAAAAGUGCAAGAAUGAAGCAUGAAAAUGAACUCUCGGAGAGAAAACCUCGUAAAUCACUCAGGACAGAGACAGCGCAGAGUAAAGGUAAAUUUUCCUCACCUUUGGGAACAGAAGUUGAUGAAGCAGUGGCCAAGAGUGGUACUGAGAGGGUGGGUGAAUCUGCUGGCUCGUUGUCCUUCAAUGAUCAGACUUGGUCUGACAAUGAAUGUGUUCAGAGGGUGAAUAGCCUGAGUGUCACACCUGUUGCACAUCGAACAAGGAGUUCCAAAUUAAAUGCUGCAGUGAGACAUCGAAAGCAGCCUAUAGAUUAUGAGAUGCCUGAAAAAGGUCUGAUGGUGGAAAAUCCUGCUGCUCCUAAGAGAAAACGUAGUAGAAUCAUUGUAAGUCAACCUGAAACGGGAGAAGCUUCAAACGAAAUCAAAGAACAUGUCGAGAACAUCUCUGGUGAAUUUAAUGUGCAAGGAAGCACUGUGCUCCCAGAAGAGCCAUGCACGGCCAACGCCUUAUUGGAAAAGACGCCGGUUGAUAAAACACUGAGAACAACUCAUGAGAACAUCCCUGGGUCUGGGUACACUGACAAGCUUGCCAACUUCGAAGGCCCACCUUUAUCGAGGCAUGGUUCGACGGUGGCUUCAGAAAAUGCUGAUAUAAUCCCCAAACUUGUGGAGAACCAAUCAAAGGAUCCUGCCUGCUUACUUUCUACUGGUAAAAACCAUGGUACUGUGAAAGGGGUUUCGCCAUCAUCAAAUGCCCGGUCAAGAUCGUUUUCACAGUCACAUCUUGGCACCUCAGAAGGAGAAUCCGUUCAAAGCUUGAAAGGUGAUAUUUUGAUAGAGUGUGGUUCCGCUCAUGCCACCUGUUCAGCUUCUAUUGUGAAUGAGAAGGCGCAGCUGGAAGAAGUUAAAGCUGAGACUUCAGUAUCCAUUGGCUGUGCUAAUUCGAAGCAAGGCGCACCUGCACUAUCGGACGCUCAAGAUGCACUCGAGAAAGGCGGUCAAGAGAGAGUUCAGCUACUAGAUUCAACAUCCACAGUGCCAACUAGCAAAUUAAGCGCACUAUCACCUGUUUGUACUAGUGUAGAUUCUCUGAGAGCAACAUGUAAAAGAAGAUCAUCAAAAUCAUUGGUUGCCAGAGAGCUAAUCAGACUUCAGGAUGCGCCAGCCUCCCCAGAUAUUGACUUGAAAGAUGUGCGAAGAAGGAGAGAUAUUGCAAGCAUUCGUGUUUGUCUCAGCCAUCACCUGGAUGAUGACAUAAUUAAGCAACAGAAGAAGGUAGUCUUUGUUACUGUGAUUAAUUUUCAGUAUCAGCUGCGCCAUAUGCCUCAUAUUGACUCUUCUAUUUCUUGCUUGGCAGAUUUUGGCGCGUUUGGGUGCCUCCACAGUCGGUUGUGUUUCAGAGGCGACACAUUUUGUAGCAGAUAAGUUUGUGCGUACAAGAAAUAUGUUGGAAGCAAUUGCUCUGGGUAAACCAGUGGUGUCUCAUCAGUGGUUGGAAAGCUGUGGGCAAUCAUGCUGCUUCAUUGAUGAGAGAAAUUAUAUAUUGAGGGACGUGAAGAAGGAGAAAGAGAUCUGUUUCAACAUGCCAGAUUCCUUGUCUCGUGCACGGCAGACACCACUCCUUCAGGUUUUCUCUGCUCCAUCCAGUUCUGCUUCCCAGAUGAUGGUUUAAUGUUCCAAUAUUAUCUUUCCUCACACACAUAUGGAAUUAUCUAUUUAGGGUAAACGAGUGUUCAUCACACCUAAUGUCAAACCCGGUAGGGAACUCGUCGCCGACUUGGUUAGGGCAGCUCAAGGCCAGGUAUAUCAUCGUUGUGGGUCUUCCGUUGCUCAGCAUCAUGUCUACCAGCAGUUUCAUCCUCAUGUUUGACUUUUGAUUUAUUGCUUGUUUCAAUUGCUUUGCUGCAUAUAUCAAGAAAUCGGUAUUUUAAAAACUAUAAAUAGUAAAUAUCUUAUGAUGAUAAUGAUGCCACCGUGAAUCAACCAGAGAUCAGCAGAGCCCGCAUGCCCAGUUAUCUGCGCGAGAAGGUUUUGUGAAUGCCUCCUCAGAUAUCCUCUUGACUGCAGUUGUGACCUCCUUCAAGCCCCUCUGUACCCACUUUUGUCAUCCUCUGUCUCAACCAGUCAAGAGAAUCCAACGGACAGCAUGCAGCUUUCCAUUUGAUCAUCUGGGAGAUAAAGAGAGCGCGUGUGUAGGUGUGAAAAGAUUAGGGUUUUGAAAAUGACAUAAUUCAUACUGCUUGAAGCAUGCUUUUGUGAAGAGUGUCAAAUAAGGAGGUAAAGAAAUUGAAAACACCCAAACUCGUAUUUUUAUUCAUCAACUGGAUAUUUUUUCAAUUAUUUUCCUCAUGAGCUGCGAUCUAAAUUGUAUAUAACAUAUGAAUCCCAGUUGGUAUGAUUUUCAUGUCUGAAUGAACAGGAUAUUAUCUAUUUUUUUUUCUCUCACUGGCUGUGAUCUUCAAAAUACAGAACACCCAUAUUAAAUAUUUGGAUAAUGUAUGUAUAUAUGGUAAAGCUCAGUUGUUGCGACUUUCAGCCACUGGAGAGGAUUGGGCGAUCUUCAAUCAGGGAUGGCAAGGUGCCCAAUGAUCUUCUGGUCAUUUCCUGUGAGGAGGAUCUCGCAAUCUGCACACCUUUCCUGGAGACAGGUGAGAGUAAUCCCUGGUCAACGGCAAUGCCACCCUCCCCCCCAAGGUUCCUCCCAGGGCACUGACUGAUGAUGGUGGGCUUGGGUUCUCAGGGGCGGAGGUCUUCAGCUCCGAGCUCCUGCUGAACGGGAUCGUUGUUCAGAGACUCGAACAUGAGAGGUAGGCUCCACUCGGAGGGUUUCCUCUUCAGGGAAAGAACUCCAUUAAUAUGCUUGUGCUUCUUAUGUUAUAUGAACAGGCAUCGGAUCUUCGCGGAUCGCAUCAAGAGGACCCGCUCGACGAUCUGGUUCAGAGCGAGCAGCAGCAGCCGGUUCCUCCCCGUGGGGAAGUGCAGGUAGUAACUGAGAGGGGGGAAUUGGGGAGGAUGGUUCGGAGUCUGUAGAUUCUCUGGGUUUCUUCACGGCCGCGGUGGGGUCUGCCAUUCUCUUUGUACAGCGAGCGGUUGAUAGAUUCUUCUGCUCGAAGUUUGUUCUAGGCUAAGUAUAUAUAUAUAUAUAUAUACAUUUUUUUUUCCGACGUUGACGAUGUGCGCUUUGUUGAUGUAUACUAAUAAUUAUUGGUUUCUUGAUGGGAUAUCUUCUUGAUGAUUCAUUCCCCCCUUCACUCCCCUAAAAGCUUCCUAAUCUAUGAGCAUGAAGAACACAUUUUUCACCAGGAUAUAUUAUAUUUAG
Molecule: messenger RNA, 4501 nt
Organism: Spirodela intermedia
Lineage: Eukaryota; Viridiplantae; Streptophyta; Magnoliopsida; Alismatales; Araceae
Source: the annotation of a GenBank genome assembly